AUGACGCCUAGCUUGCUUGAGAGAGACAAACUAUACUACAAGCUCGACAUUACCGAUAACCUGCCCCCCGGCACAGAUAGCAUUGAACAAUUCGAGCUUAGCCCACGACAACCCCGACCAUCUCCUAGACCCAAGAGGCCCGUCCCGGAAUGGCCUCCGGAAGCAGAAAGAAAGGGGAAAUGGAUCCGGAGGUACCUGGACAAGCUUGACCCUGACACGGAAUAUGACCAAAUCAUCAAGACAGCAAUCUUCUUCAUGGCCAACUCCUUCGCCUUCUCCGCCGGCUAUGCAUCCACCUUCAUCCAUCUCGUCCAGACCCCCGCCGGCGCCGCUGCGGUCCACCACACGGCCAAGGCUUAUCGCCGCGGCCACCAGCGCUUCUUCGAGACGCAGGACUACUUCCUCGACUGGAUGUGGUACGGCAGCGGCUCCGACAUCUCCCGCAGGCGCCUCGAGAGCGUCAACAAGAUCCACGCGAGCGUCUGGAAGAACGUGCCGGGAGCGUACAGCCACCCCUGGGAGGGCGAGAUGGCGAUCAUCGGCGCGGCGUACUUUGAGACAAACCUGCGCAAGCUGGUCGGGGCGCGCCGGACGGAGCCGCAUCCGAACGUGCAGCGGGCGUGGCCGGAGUGGGGCGAGCGGUGGUUUGGCCGACAGGUGGUCUUGACCGUUAUACCAGCACCUAUUCGCGAGCACAACAAAAUCGGCCAUCCGAAUCCUGUCACGGAGACACUUAUUAAGUUUGCCAUCAAGGUCUACCUAGACAUGAAGGAUAUGCUGCCAGACCCUGUUAGGCCGGAUUUCUCUGAUGAGUACCAUGCGGCCAAGGGGGUGAACUGGAAGAAGACGGAUGUUCAAACUGAGGCUGAAUGGACGCGUCGAGAUCGGAUCACCGAUGCCAUCUUGCUGACGAUUGUCCUCAUUGGUGGGAUGUGGGCUUUGUGGCAGCUCCGUAUCUUCAACAUCUAG
Colletotrichum chrysophilum is the source of this 969-nucleotide messenger RNA. RefSeq lists its product as uncharacterized. NCBI's taxonomy places the organism in Eukaryota, Fungi, Ascomycota, Sordariomycetes, Glomerellales, Glomerellaceae. The record is from RefSeq and is a predicted model, not a curated record. The coding region runs from base 1 to 969 and encodes 322 amino acids. The transcript has 3 exons.